GUCUCAGGAGUCGGAGAAGCCAGGCUAGUAAAUCAAGCGAUGAGCUCAUCGCUCACAUGCUAUCCCUCCGGCCCAACAGAGGAGAGCAAACACCGUCAUGUGUCCUACGACACAACGAACAGCUGCUGCGUGUCCUCCAAACUCUACACGGUGCUUUCAAGUGUCACAAUUCGCGUGUGUUUUCUUUUUUUUAUCCCAGCGGACUCUAUAUACGGUAGGGACACACAGUGCCAGCGCCUCGCUAACUGACGCAGCCAAGUGCUAGUUUCUAUGCUAACCGUCGUCGCGAGUCGAAUGUGUCUUCAACAUGUCAACGUAGGACACAAAUGUUUCGUAAUAUAACGUGUGUCUUUCAUGUCGGGGGUGAUACAAGGCGCUGACGGACCGGGCUACGUCAUUGUGAAUGUUGACACUCGCAGCGGUAGUUUGACAUCUGAUACUGGUUUUUGCUACCUGUGCUGUGUGAACGUUGCUAGCCACGUAAACUGCCACUGCUGCUGUUGACGUAGCAGGAGCGGCUAACGUUGCCUGUAGCCAUUGACUUUGUUUUCAUGACUUCGCCGCCUCUAUCGUUUGUCAAUCGUCAAAAAAGAAGAAUUAAAGGUUACAAACACAGAGGAUAUGAGCACUUGUAACCCACAAUGCUGUAGCUGGACUUGAGAGAGUUGCUUAGUCGUUCUGUUUCCUGGAUGAUGAAGCGGAUCAUCUGGCUGAUAUCAGGAUUUAAGAGAAGAAUGAUGAAGCUACUUUUUGUCCUCGCUUUGGUCGCCUACAUUGCCUCUGUCUGGGGAACAUACACAAACAUGAGAUCAUUACAGGAACACGGAGAAAUCAAGAUUGAGCAGAGAAUCGAUGAGGCCGUGGCUCCGUUAAGAGAGAAGAUCCGCGAUCUCGAGCAAAGUUUUUCUCAGAAAUACCCACCUGUCAAAUUCCUUUCAGAAAAGGACCGGAAGAGAAUUUUGAUUACUGGAGGUGCCGGUUUCGUGGGUUCCCACCUGACUGACAAACUGAUGAUGGACGGCCACGAGGUGACGGUGGUGGACAACUUCUUCACGGGGAGGAAGAGAAAUGUGGAGCACUGGAUUGGCCACGAGAACUUUGAGCUCAUCAAUCAUGAUGUGGUGGAGCCUCUCUAUAUAGAGGUGGAUCAAAUCUAUCACCUGGCAUCUCCAGCCUCUCCUCCCAACUACAUGUACAAUCCCAUCAAAACUCUCAAGACCAACACCAUUGGCACUCUUAACAUGCUCGGUCUUGCCAAGCGCGUGGGUGCUAGACUUCUCCUGGCUUCUACGUCUGAGGUUUAUGGAGAUCCAGAGGUGCAUCCACAAAAUGAGGAGUACUGGGGCCACGUGAACCCCAUUGGCCCCCGAGCUUGCUAUGAUGAGGGCAAACGCGUCGCAGAAACUAUGUGUUAUGCCUACAUGAAACAGGAAGGAGUGGAGGUGAGAGUGGCCAGAAUCUUCAACACGUUUGGUUCCCGAAUGCACAUGAACGACGGACGUGUUGUCAGCAACUUCAUCCUGCAGGCUCUGCAGGGAGAACCUCUUACUGUGUAUGGUACUGGUUCCCAAACCCGAGCCUUUCAGUAUGUAAGCGAUCUGGUGAACGGCCUGGUUUUGCUGAUGAACAGUAACAUCAGCAGUCCAGUCAAUCUGGGCAACCCAGAGGAACACACCAUCCUGGAGUUCGCCCGUCUCAUCAAAAGUCUCGUCGUGAGCGGCAGUCAGAUCCAGUUCCUGCCAGAGGCGCAGGACGACCCGCAGAGGCGGAGACCCGACAUCCGAAAAGCCAAGAUGAUGCUCGGCUGGGAGCCAGUGGUGCCACUGGAGGAAGGACUGAACAAAACCAUCCAGUACUUCAGCAGAGAGCUGGAGCACCAGGCCAACAACCAGUACAUCCCCAAACCCAAAGCGGCGCGCAUGAAGAAGGGCAGACCGAGACACAACUGAGUCCACCAUGGACCUCACAGAAGGACGUCACAGGCUCCUCUGAGGAGACACAUGUUUAUAUACUCUGCAAAGCAGAGCAUUCUGGGAUAUGGAGUCUCUGCGAGAAGCAGAGGUAUCUUCUGCGUCUUUCAAAAACUUUUAGUUUGUGUUGCCUUGUGUUGGAGCUGCUGCUGCUGCUGUUUGUUGGACGGACAAACCUGAAUCAAGAAAGAAGAAGAAAAAUCUAAAACACAGCCUUUUGUGAAUUUGUGCUCUUGCUGUUCUAAAUCGCAGAUGUGAGAAUCUCGCAGUGAUUGGUGUCGUUCAGUUUCAAGGUUGUUUUGUUAUUUGAUUUGAUUUUUUUUCCUCUGGAUGUUUUUCGUCCUCUCGUCAUCGGCGCGUCAAGCUCGUGCAAUCAGACUGUUACAGCAUCAGCAUCAUCAUUGUCGCCUUUGUCGGGUGUUUUACUUUUGUCAAAUUUCAAGAUGUGCAUUAUCAGUUUCAGGUGAAGAUGCUAUUUUAAUAAAAUAUUUUCAAUA
This is a messenger RNA of Solea senegalensis (Senegalese sole), 2467 nucleotides long. It is a transcript of the gene uxs1, whose product is annotated as UDP-glucuronate decarboxylase 1. The transcript is spliced from 15 exons. Gene Ontology annotation, biological process: D-xylose metabolic process. The record is from RefSeq and is a predicted model, not a curated record. Gene Ontology annotation, cellular component: cytoplasm. Gene Ontology annotation, molecular function: UDP-glucuronate decarboxylase activity; NAD+ binding. Lineage: Eukaryota; Metazoa; Chordata; Actinopteri; Pleuronectiformes; Soleidae. The coding region runs from base 690 to 1949 and encodes 419 amino acids.